Letharia columbiana is the source of this 780-nucleotide messenger RNA. RefSeq lists its product as uncharacterized. The transcript has 5 exons. Gene Ontology annotation, biological process: 7-methylguanosine cap hypermethylation; 7-methylguanosine RNA capping. Lineage: Eukaryota; Fungi; Ascomycota; Lecanoromycetes; Lecanorales; Parmeliaceae. Gene Ontology annotation, cellular component: nucleus. Gene Ontology annotation, molecular function: RNA cap trimethylguanosine synthase activity. The coding region runs from base 1 to 780 and encodes 259 amino acids. The record is from RefSeq and is a predicted model, not a curated record.
AUGGACGGGGGACUGUGGGAGGGCGACUGUCCCGAGUUAAGUUGUAUGGAUAUCGAGACGAAAGAUGACAGUGAGGCAAUGGCGCCACCGAGAGGGUGUCAGCAUUACGCAGAUUUGACCGAGAUGCCGUGGGAUAUUCAGAAAUAUUACCAUCAGCGAUUUAGCAUCUUCUCGAAAUACGACGAGGGUAUAUGGAUGACGGAAGAUGCUUGGUUUGGCGUAACCCCGGAGCCUGUUGCAAGCACCAUUGCAAAGCAUAUUGCCGGAGCUGCCUCUGCAAGCAAGGCAAUAUUGAUCGACUGCUUUGCAGGCGUUGGUGGCAACGUUAUCGCAUUCGCCCAGUCUGAGAGAUGGAAGAGAGUUUACGCCAUUGAGAAGGAUUCGAGAGCACUGGCAUGUGCGAAGCACAACGCCGAGAUCUACGGUGUCCGAGACAGUAUAUCUUGGUAUGAAGGGGAUUGUUUCGAAAUUCUGAGGAACGAGCUCGCAGAAUUAGGCCAACACAGCAUCCUCUUUGCCAGUCCUCCAUGGGGUGGCCCAGGAUACAGAUCGGACACAGUCUUUGACCUCGCAAAGAUGCAGCCUUACACCUUGACAGAUGUCUUACAUCCCUUCCAACAAUUGACUGAAGACGUAGUUCUAUACCUACCGAGGACUUCUGACGUUCGACAACUGGCGAACAAAUCAGGUAAAGGGAGGAAGACGACUGUGAUGCACUACUGUAUGGAGGGUGCUAGUAAGGCGGUCUGCGCGUACUACGGUGCUUUCGCAUUUCACUGA